This is a messenger RNA of Spinacia oleracea (spinach), 951 nucleotides long. RefSeq lists its product as uncharacterized. Gene Ontology annotation, molecular function: nucleic acid binding. The record is from RefSeq and is a predicted model, not a curated record. Bases 1 to 951 code for a protein of 316 amino acids. The transcript is spliced from 6 exons. NCBI's taxonomy places the organism in Eukaryota, Viridiplantae, Streptophyta, Magnoliopsida, Caryophyllales, Amaranthaceae.
AUGAUGAAGUUCUUGCUUGGAAUGAAUAGAGGUUUUGAUGGCACUGUGAAAAAUGUGUUGUCCAUGGAUCCUUUGCCAAGUAUUAACAGAGUUUUCUCAAUUACUCAACAAAUAGAAAAACAAAAGGAGUUGAGCAAUGUUAUUAUUGAGUGUAAUGCUAUGAACAGCAGUGCUAUGGCUGUACAAGCUUACAGAAGGGGUCAGAUACAGAAGUAUACUACUGGAUAUGAUGGUGACAAUGGAGUGCUGAGCAAUGAAAUGUUGAAUGCUAUUUGUCAGGAAGUCAUGAAGGUGAUGAAGGGCAAACAACCGCAAAGUACUGAUGCAGUUGAUUCUGGAGCAUGUGAUCAAAUGACAUAUGAUGAAACUAUUUUAACCAAUAUAAGAACUCUCAUUAACCCCAUCAAAGGUUUCAGACAUAACUUGUUGUCUAUUGGUAGACUAAUUCAACAUAUUGGUGUCAAAUUUAUAUCCACCGGUACUGGAUACACUUUACAGGACCCUGCUAGUUCUGAGUUGAUUGGUGCUGGAAAGAGGACAAAUGGUCUUUCUGAAUACAACUGUGUUGUGUGUUACAAUUCCAAACAUCAUAAAUUGCCUUUUGCUGUAAGUACUAGUAGAGCAGAUGUAUGUUUUGACUUGAUUCAUCUGGAUUUACGGGGUCCAUAUAGAGUCAGAAGUUUUGAUGGUGCUUCAUUUUUCCUGAUUGUUUUUUAUGAUCACAGUAGGACAACAUGGACAUAUCUCAUUCAUAAUAAACUUCAAGUUGAGAAAGUUGUUUCUGGAUUUUUAUCCAUGGUUGAGACUCAAUUUGAUACAAAGGUCAAAAGAAUUAGGUCUGAUCAUGGCACUGAGAUUGUGAAAGAAUCAUAUUAUUUUCUCCCAAAUUCUCUCUUCUAUUGUUUUGGGUUUCUUCAUGGUAUCAGAGCAAGAAUCUCUGAUUUGAGAUAG